Neurospora crassa OR74A is the source of this 1733-nucleotide messenger RNA. RefSeq names its product ADP-ribosylation factor 1. Gene Ontology annotation, cellular component: plasma membrane; cytoplasm. Bases 541 to 1098 code for a protein of 185 amino acids. The record is from RefSeq and is a predicted model, not a curated record. Gene Ontology annotation, molecular function: GTP binding; GTPase activity. Lineage: Eukaryota; Fungi; Ascomycota; Sordariomycetes; Sordariales; Sordariaceae. Gene Ontology annotation, biological process: intracellular protein transport; vesicle-mediated transport. The transcript has 4 exons.
CUUGAGGACAAGCCUCCAUAGUAAGUACCCCAUCAUUGUUGUCGCUUGUCACGAUCCCCUUCUCUGGCCCCCCUGGCAGUCAGCGAAUCAAUCACGCCGUUGCAAGGCACCUCCGUGGUAUCCCAUCGGCGCUGCCUGCCACAGCUUUCCCAUUCCGUGUCUGCCUGCCUCUACCUUCGCACUCGAACGCGUGUCUUCUGGCUGGUGAAGGACGUCGUCGAGUGGCCAAACGACGCCAACCAGUUCGUUACCCGUCGCAGCCCUGCGGGUUUACCUUGUCCGUGGCAUGCUGUUGUGUGCCUGAGGAUAGCGAAUGGCCGGACACCACUUAUCUGUCCUCACGCGGGCCGUCGUCAUUAAAUGCCCACCCGUUGUCCCCAUUGUCAUCAAUCGCACACUUCCUCUCAACACCACCACCCCGACGAGCAUUCAACAGUCCAUCUCGGCCACACCAACGAUCCAUUUGCUUACGCUUUGCCGCCGAAACAGAUAGUUUUCUACACUUGCAACCUUAGCGUCGCCUAAUACACAACCGCCAAGAUGGGCAACACGCUCUCGAUAUUCGGAAAGCUCUUCGAUGGGCUCUUCGGCAAGAAGGAGAUGAGAAUUCUCAUGGUCGGUCUCGACGCUGCCGGAAAGACCACUAUUCUCUACAAGCUCAAGCUCGGUGAGGUCGUCACGACCAUCCCGACCAUCGGCUUCAACGUCGAAACCGUCGAGUACAAGAACAUUCAGUUCACCGUCUGGGAUGUCGGUGGUCAGGACAAGAUCAGGCCUCUGUGGAGACAUUACUUCCAGAACACCCAGGGUAUUAUUUUCGUAGUCGACAGCAACGAUCGCGACCGUGUUGUCGAGGCCCGCGAAGAACUCCAGCGCAUGCUCAACGAGGAUGAGCUCCGCGACGCCCUCUUGCUCGUCUUCGCCAACAAGCAGGAUCUUCCUAAUGCCAUGAAUGCUGCCGAGAUCACGGAUAAGCUCGGCCUUUCCAGCUUGAGGCAACGCUCUUGGUACAUCCAAGCCACUUGCGCUACCACCGGUGAUGGUCUGUUCGAAGGUCUCGACUGGCUGUCGACUGAGUUGAAGAAGAAGAGCCCUUAAAGUGCUGGCUACACUUAAUGACAAUGCCCUUACUCUGCCCGGGUACAAUAUCCACGCUCGGUUAAUUCCGCAAUACACGCCCUUUAGCAACCGAACGAACUCACCAAACAUGGUAACCAGUGGUUGACGACCGUCUCACAAUAAUCCGCGAGGCGGUUAAAAGGGGAUAGCCAGCACUCGUUUUGCUCUUGUGAUCGCAUUUUCGGAAAGUCAGGAAUACGCUUGAUUCGGGAUCUUGUACAGUUUGAUACAUCGCAAGGAGACUUUGCCUGCUGCUUUCCCUAUAUUUGCGUACGUUUUAUGCUAAGGGCGGUACGGAUACGGUUGCGGAGAGGGGGGAAAUACUGGCAAGAUAUGAGUGUGAUGAUGGAUGGGGGAGGAGUUCUAUGAAUACCAAGCUGCCACUUAACUUACCCUUAUUCCCUUUUUUUUCUUUUUUUUCUUUCUUUUUCGUUAGAACCGCUCGGCGUCUAUUGUUUUCUGGCCUGCUCGCUCAUCAUCAACUCUUCAUAUGCUUCAGGUGAACCAACGUUUCGUACUCGACAUGUGUGCUUUUCCAAUUCUGUUAUGGUACCUGCUUCAUGCAAGUUUCAUCCGUAUAUCAAAAUCAGGCGAAAUAAACGCAUCAAGAUCUC